Hyaena hyaena (striped hyena) is the source of this 5571-nucleotide messenger RNA. RefSeq names its product tubulin tyrosine ligase like 5 (gene TTLL5). The record is from RefSeq and is a predicted model, not a curated record. Gene Ontology annotation, cellular component: cilium. NCBI's taxonomy places the organism in Eukaryota, Metazoa, Chordata, Mammalia, Carnivora, Hyaenidae. Gene Ontology annotation, biological process: protein polyglutamylation; microtubule cytoskeleton organization. The transcript has 33 exons. The coding region runs from base 22 to 4020 and encodes 1332 amino acids. Gene Ontology annotation, molecular function: tubulin binding; tubulin-glutamic acid ligase activity.
GCAUGACAAACCCUAAAGGAAAUGCCAGUCGUGAUGGCCCGGGACCUGGAGGAGACAGCAUCAUCCUCAGAGGAUGAGGAGGUGGUAAGCCAAGAGGAUCAUCCGUGUAUCAUGUGGACUGGAGGCUGCAGGAGAAUUCCCGUUUUGGUAUUCCAUGCCGAGGCUAUUCUGACAAAGGACAACAAUAUUCGAGUAAUUGGAGAACGUUAUCAUUUGUCUUACAAGAUUGUGCGAACAGAUAGUCGCCUGGUACGCAGCAUUCUGACAGCCCAUGGAUUUCAUGAAGUGCACCCAAGCAGCACUGACUAUAACCUGAUGUGGACAGGAUCCCACCUGAAGCCCUUCCUACUUCGCACCCUCUCUGAAGCACAAAAGGUUAAUCACUUUCCCAGGUCAUAUGAACUAACCCGGAAGGACCGACUGUACAAAAACAUCAUUCGAAUGCAGCAUACGCAUGGAUUCAAGGCUUUUCACAUCCUCCCUCAGACCUUUCUUCUGCCAGCUGAGUAUGCGGAAUUUUGUAAUUCAUAUUCAAAGGACCGGGGACCUUGGAUAGUAAAACCAGUGGCCUCUUCUAGGGGACGGGGCGUCUACCUGAUCAACAAUCCGAACCAGAUUUCCCUGGAAGAGAACAUCCUGGUCUCCCGUUACAUUAACAACCCCCUGCUCAUAGAUGAUUUCAAGUUUGAUGUGCGCCUCUAUGUGCUUGUGACCUCCUACGAUCCCCUUGUCAUCUAUCUCUAUGAAGAAGGGUUGGCUAGGUUUGCAACUGUGCGAUAUGAUCAAGGAGCCAAGAACAUUCGGAACCAGUUCAUGCACCUGACAAACUACAGUGUGAAUAAGAAGAGUGGGGACUAUGUCAGUUGUGAUGACCCAGAAGUGGAGGAUUAUGGGAACAAGUGGAGCAUGAGUGCCAUGCUUAGGUAUCUGAAACAAGAAGGCAGAGAUACAACUGCACUGAUGGCCCAUGUGGAAGACCUGAUUAUUAAGACUAUCAUCUCUGCUGAACUAGCUAUUGCUACAGCCUGUAAAACCUUUGUUCCUCACCGCAGCAGUUGUUUUGAACUCUAUGGCUUUGAUGUGCUCAUAGAUUCUACUCUGAAGCCAUGGUUGUUGGAAGUAAAUCUCUCUCCUUCUUUGGCCUGUGAUGCACCUCUGGACCUAAAGAUUAAAGCCAGUAUGAUUUCAGAUAUGUUCACUGUUGUAGGAUUUGUGUGCCAGGAUCCCACCCAGCGGGCAUCAACCCGGCCAGUUUAUCCCACCUUUGAGUCUUCCAGGCGAAACCCUUAUCAGAAACCUCAGCGUUCCCGUCCACUCUCUGCCAGUGAUGCGGAAAUGAAAAACCUUGUGGGCUCAGCCCGAGAGAAGGUGCCGGGGAAGUUAGGUGGUUCUGUGCUUGGUCUGUCAAUGGAGGAGAUCAAAGUUUUACGGAGAGUGAAGGAAGAAAAUGAUCGGAGAGGUGGAUUUAUUCGCAUAUUCCCCACAUCAGAGACAUGGGAAAUAUAUGGGUCCUACCUCGAACACAAGACUUCGAUGAACUAUAUGCUGGCAACACGUCUCUUCCAGGACAGGGGAAACCCAAGGAGAAGCUUAUUGACAGGAAGAACACGACUGGCUGUUGAUGGAGCACCAGAAUUGAAGGUAGAGAGUAUGAACUCCAAGGCCAAACUGCACGCUGCCCUCUAUGAGAGGAAGCUCCUGUCUUUGGAGGUGCGGAAACGUCGACGACGGAAUGGCAGAUUGAGGGCAAUGAGGCCAAAAUACCCAGUGAUCACUCAGCCAGCUGAAAUGAAUGUUAAAACUGAGACAGAGAGUGAAGAGGAGGAAGAAGUUGCAUUAGACAAUGAAGAUGAAGAACAGGAGGUUUCCCAGGAGGAGUCUGCAGGGUCCCUUGGAGAAAAUCAAGCCAAAUACACCCCCCCAUUGACUGGUAUGGUAGAAAAUUCACCCAAAGAAAAUGCCGUGAAAGUUUCUGAAUGGAAUAAUAAAGGUGAACAGUGCUGCAAAGUUGAGACUCAGGAGUCAGCGCCUAAACUUAACCUGAUGCAGAUUCUGCAAGAUAACGGCAAUCUUAGCAAAGUGCAGGCCCGAAUAGCCUUCUCUGCCUAUCUCCAGCAUGUUCAAAUUCGCCUGAUGAAAGACAGUGGAGGUCAAACGUUCAGUGCCAGUUGGGCUGCCAAAGAGGAUGAACAGAUGGAGCUAGUGGUUCGCUUCCUUAAACGAGCAUCAAGUAACCUCCAGCACUCAAUGAGGAUGGUAUUACCCAGUCGACGAUUGGCGCUUCUGGAACGCAGAAGAAUCUUGGCCCACCAACUGGGUGAUUUUAUUAUUGUGUACAACAAGGAAACAGAACAGAUGGCUGAAAAGAAAUCAAAGAAGAAACUUGAAGAAGAGGAGGAAGAUGGGGUGAAUACAGAAAACUUUCAGGAGUUCAUCAGACAAGCAAGUGAAGCUGAACUGGAGGAGGUGUUGACUUUUUAUACCCAAAAAAACAAGUCUGCAAGUGUCUUCCUGGGGACUCACUCAAAAAGUUCUAAAAACAGCAACAGUUAUUCUGAUAGCAGGGCAAAGGGUGAUCACCAUGAGACAAUGGAAGAAGUGAAAAUAAAGCAACCCAAACAACAGCAGACGACAGAAAUUCACUCUGAUAAAUUAUCUCGAUUUACCACUUCAGCAGGAAAAGAGGCUAAAUUAGUCUAUACCAAUUCUUCCUCUGCUUCUUUCUCUGGUCCUGCUGCCACUCUUCUGCAGAAAAUUCCCAAUACCCACUUGUCAUCUAUUAUUACAACCUCUGACCUCUCACCAGGGCCUGGCCAUCACUCUUCUUUAUCUCAGAUUCCUCCAGCUAACCCCAGCCUGUCUCACCAGCCAACAGUUGUCCUGAGCACAGUCCCUGACAGUACUUCUCCCUUCAUACAUCCUGGGACCCAGAACGCUCCAAGCCCGGCGGGCCUGCCACGCUGUCGAUCAGGCACUUACACCAUUGGCCCCUUUUCCUCUUUCCAAAGUGCCGCACACAUCUAUAGCCAGAAACUGUCUCGUCCCUCUUCAGCAAAGGCAGCAGGUUCGUGCCAUCCAAACAAGCUGCAUUUGGGAGUGGCUAAAACACACAAAGAGGGGGAAGAUGGCUCUCCGUCCAGCAAACGGUACAACCCAAGUAUGGUUACGGCCGAGCUCCAGCGGCUGGCUGAGAAGCAGGCAGCCAGGCAGUAUUCCCCAGCCACCCACAUCAGCCUCCUCACCCAGCAGGUAACAAACCUGAAUUUGGCAAGUGGCGUCAUAAACAGAAGCAGUGCUUCAACCCCCCCGACCCUUCGGCCUAUGAUCAGUCCUAAUGGCCCAAUAUGGUCCCUACAGCCAGACCUCCAAGCUCCUGAGAGCCACCCCACCCCUCCUGGAAGCAGGAGCCUUCAAACAGGUGGCUUUGCCUGGGAGGGAGAGGUAGAGAACAACGCGUAUAGCAAGGCUACAGGGGUGGUCCCUCAGCACAAGUAUCACCCCACAGCGGGCAGUUACCAACUCCAUUUUGCCCUGCAGCAACUUGAACAACAAAAACUUCAGUCCCGGCAGCUUCUGGACCAGAGUCGAGCCCGGCAUCAGGCCAUCUUUGGCAGCCAGACACUACCUAACUCCAAUUUAUGGACAAUAAAUAAUGGUGCAGCUUGCAGAAUUUCAAGUGCCACAGCCAGUGGCCAGAAGCCAACUACUCUGCCGCAAAAAGUGGUGCCACCUCCAAGUUCUUCCUCCUCACUGGUCCCCAAGCCCCCAGCCAAUCACAAACAAGUACUCAGGAAGACAACAUCCCAGAGGGGCUCCAAAGGAUCCACAGAAGGGCAGCUGAAUGGACUCCAGAGCAGCCUUAACUCUGCAGCCUUUGUGCCCAUCACCAGCUCCGCAGGACCUUUGGAAGCUCCCCAAGUUAUUUUCGCCAGAUCCAAACCCUUGCCCACACAAUCUGGAGCCCUUGCUACAGUUAUAGGACAGAGAAAAUCAAAGUCGGUGAAGUCAGGGCCAAUUUAAGAUAAUGCUCACAGUAAAAGAUGAGCCACGACCACACGGAGGAAGAAACGAUUUGCCGUCCCACUGCUGCCGGGGGUGUGACGGAGGCGCUGCAAGGGGUCCAUGGUAUUUUUUUUUUUUUUUUGGCUGCCUCAGUCCCCAGAGCCUUCGAGCAGCAGUGGCAGUAGAUUGUUGCCAUUCAUCCACUCGAGACUUUUACUGAGACAACGGGAAAACACAUCGGCUGGGUUUUGAUUGAACUUGGCAGUGGGGACAUUCAACUGAUGACGUUAUAUACCCCGUCAGAGCACACAUGUAUCUUUUACCCCUUUUACCUCCCCACCCCGCCCAAAACCUGCUUAGGUCUUCUCUGUCCCUCUCCUGCUACCACACAGAGAUGAUAUAAAAGAGGCUCUUUGGCUAUUUGUAUUUUGCUUCCUCUUCUUUUCCAGAUUGCAGUAUUAAGCUUUGCUUCCUACAAGCCUAAAACCCCAAGAACAGUAUCUACCAAAGUUGUCCUUCCCUUUUUGAGGGUUUGGGGGAACAGGGAGGCAUACAUCACAAGUUUCCCAGAGAGUGGAGAAAAGUCAGUGUGCUGCUGACCGCAUGAGCCAUGGUAAGGGCACCCUUUGGAAUUACUGAUUUCUAAAAUUAAUAAAGUAAUUCUAUUUUUAUUUUCUUUUUUUCCAUUUACUAAUUUCCCCAACAAUCAGUAUUCACAUACAAGCCCGAAAUGGGACCAACGUCUUGUUUUAUUACAUUGCUGGGCAAUGUUUUAAACUUCAUUUGAGAAAUGUGAACUUGGAAAGAGAGGUUUCGUUCUUCCAUUUGGUUUCAGCAGAUGGCGGGUUCAGGCCGCUCCCCACGGGCAGCUCCUGUACCUGGGAAGCUCAUAUGUGGUCUCCAUUGUCAUCCCGGGGCAGACAGGUCCUCGAGUGGCCAGUGACUCUGCAUUCGUCAGAAUGAGGCAGCAUAGCCCCUGAUGGCUUUCUGCUUGACCUCUAUUCCCUUGCCCCCUCACCUUUCCCCAGUCCUCUCUCUGGCUUCUGUUGAAGAAGAAGUUGCAAAGUGGGCUGCAGAGCGCACUGAAGGACUGACUUUACUAGUUGACUUAGUAACUUAGCAAGUUACUAGGGGAGGAUCCAGAGUCUGGGGUUCCUGCAACAGGUUGCUAUAGACUCAGCAUUGAAACCCCAAAGGAAGAAUGACACCCAACAAGGCAGAGAGAAAAUGGACUUUAUUGACCUCUUAGCGAAUGAAAACACGUUUGAGCACAGUGAGGCAUUUUGUGUUCAUGUGAGAGAUGAAGGCCGUCACUUGCGGGAGAAGAGAGAACGUAUUCAUGGGGUUUCUGGUUAGUAGUUUGAGGACCAUCUUAACCGUUUGCUAAUUUGGUUGUGAAUUGGCUAAUAGGAGACAAAUCGGAAUUCCUCCAUGAUUCCCUAAGUGAUGUGUAGAACCGGGAAGUAAGAUGCCUGGGAAGACUCAGUGUAUGGAUCUUGUGGGAAAGGAUAAGAGGGUUUGAGCCCAGCUAAAAAAAAACAAAACAAACAAAAAAAAAAAAACACCUUU